This is a messenger RNA of Conger conger (European conger), 5282 nucleotides long. RefSeq names its product integrin, alpha V (gene itgav). The transcript is spliced from 30 exons. The record is from RefSeq and is a predicted model, not a curated record. NCBI's taxonomy places the organism in Eukaryota, Metazoa, Chordata, Actinopteri, Anguilliformes, Congridae. Gene Ontology annotation, biological process: cell-matrix adhesion; integrin-mediated signaling pathway; cell-cell adhesion. Gene Ontology annotation, molecular function: integrin binding. The coding region runs from base 372 to 3524 and encodes 1050 amino acids. Gene Ontology annotation, cellular component: integrin complex; external side of plasma membrane.
AUUAUCAUGCCUCUCACUUCCUGUAAAAGCUGGUUGGUGUAUUUGCUGUUACUUUAAACUUGUUCUCAUGAACCUGAAUACGAAAAGACAAGGGAGCAGUUAUUUUUAAGAGAUUUAAGAAGGACUUGGAUAGCAUAGCGUUCUCCGUUUGGCAACUAUGUAAAUACUGUAAACUUAAUAUGGCUGUCUGCGCUCUGUCUGUCUUUAUAAAGUACUUACUCAUCCGUGGGCAGGGAUUGUAAAUUCAUCGUGGGUCAUUAAAUGUGUUCGCGAGAGGGUGAACAUCAAAGGUUCUGUUCAUCGCCUUAGUGGUAUUGCCAACCUAAACACUCGUUCGCUGUGAGGACUACAGUAGAAUACUCCGAGCCAGUAUGGAAAAUCCACCUAAGCUAUAUUUAUAUUUGACUCUGAUCUUGUGUCUGAAAUUUACUGACUCGUUUAACCUGGACAUCGACAAUCCUUCAGUUUAUUCCGGUCCACAAGGAAGUUAUUUUGGAUUUUCCGUGGAUUUCUUUAAGCCUGACCAAACACAGUUGAACAUCUUAAUUGGGGCACCGAAAGCCAACACAUCUAUUUCGGCCGUCGUGGAAAGGGGGGCGGUAUACAAUUGUCCCUGGAAAGAAACACUUUCAGGCUGUCAACAAAUACCGUUCGACGACACAGAUGACCGGAGGAAUCCUAAUGGGGUACAGAUGGAGUUCAAGUCCAACCAGUGGUUCGGAGCCUCAGUCCGGUCGUCAGGCGAAAACAUACUGGCUUGCGCCCCUCUAUACCAGUGGAGCACAUUUGGACUGACGGAGAGGGAGCCCGUGGGAACUUGCUAUCUCAAGAAAGGAAACCGUAUUGUGGAGUAUUCACCGUGCCGUACCAGUUUAAACAGCCCUGAGGGCCAAGGUUUCUGCCAGGCAGGAUUCAGUGUUGACCUUUUGAAGAAUGACCGAGUUGUCAUUGGAGGACCUGGAAGCUUUUAUUGGCAAGGACAACUUAUCUCUGAUGAAAUCUCUGAAAUCAUAAAGAAGUACAAAAGGGAUUUUACCACUUAUACAACUUACAGCAAUCAGCUGUCAACCAAGCCAGCCAGCGCUCAGUAUGAUGACAGCUAUUUAGGGUAUUCUGUGGCUGUCGGCGAUUUCAAUGGUGAUGGGGAAGAUGAUUAUAUCACAGGAGUUCCCAGAGGGGAGCAGGCCCUGGGCUAUGUUAAUGUUUUCAACGGAAUAAACAUGGCGUCUAUGAUCAACUUCACCGGAGUGCAGAUGGCUGCAUACUUUGGACAUUCUGUGGCAGCAACAGACAUUAAUAAUGAUGGAAUGGUCGAUCUGUUUGUGGGAGCGCCUCUCUUCAUGGAACGCGGUUCGGACGGCAAGCUUCGCGAGGUGGGCCAGGUGCACGUGUAUCUGGGCAAAGGGGCGUUCUCAUUCCAAGAGCACCUGAAGCUGACGGGCUCAGAGAUCUACUCGCGUUUCGGGAGCUCCAUCGCCCCCCUGGGAGACCUGGACCUGGAUGGCUACAAUGACAUCGCCAUCGCCGCCCCCUACGGUGGACCAGAGCAGAAGGGUCUGGUGUACAUCUACAACGGGAGGCAGGGUGGUCCGGACACCGUGGCCUCCCAGGUGCUGGAGGGGAAGUGGGCCUCCACCUACAUGCCCCCCAGCUUUGGGUACUCCAUGCAUGGUGCCACCGACAUCGACCUGAACGGGUACCCAGACCUAAUUGUUGGCGUCUUCGGCGCGGAUAAAGCAGUUCUUUACAGGGCUCGACCGGUCAUUGGUGUAAAUGCAACCCUGGACAUCAGCCCCCAGAUCCUGAACCCAGAGGAGAAGACCUGCACACUGCCUGGCUCCUCCAAAACUGUGUCCUGCUUUAAAGUGAAGUACUGUCUGCAGGCCAGUGGAAAGGGAAGUCCUAAUUCAUUGCACUUCCAGGUGAAGCUAGUCCUGGACAGGCUCAAGCACAAGGGGGCAAUAAAGCGUGUGCUCUUCCUGCACAGCACAAUGUCCCAGUACGUCAAGAACAUGACCGUCACCAACGGCAAAGGCCCAGCUUGCGAAGAGCUGGAAGCAUUCUUAAUAGAUGACUCAGAGUUCAGGGAUAAGAUCACGCCCAUCACCAUCUUCAUGGAGUACAGCCUGGACUAUAAAACUGCAGCAGACAAAACUGGCCUUCUGCCCAUCAUGAACCAGUUCACCCCUGCCAACAUAUCCAAGCAGGCCCACAUCUUACUGGAUUGUGGGGACGACAACAUCUGCAAGCCUGACUUGAGGAUAUCAGUAGUGAGUGAUCAGAACCAGAUCUACAUUGGAGACGACAGCCCAAUGACCCUGGAGGUGACUGCAGAGAACAGGGGUGAGGGAGCUUACGAGGCCGAGCUGUACGUCUUCAUGCCCCCGCAGGCAGACUACAUCGGCGUUGUGCGUAACACGGAGACUCCAUCCAGACUAUCCAGAAUUUCCUGCGCGUACAAAAGGGAAAACCAGACACAGGCCGUGGUGGUGUGUGACCUGGGAAACCCAAUGAAAGGAGGAACCAAACUGGUUGUGGGACUGCGGUUCAGUGUACACCAGCUCUCUGAGCAGGACACCUCCGUCAAGUAUGACCUGCAGAUCCAGAGUUCCAACCAGUUUAAUAACACCAGCCCUAUGGCUUCCAGUGUCAUAAAGCUUGCAGUUUUGGCCAAGGUGGAAAUCCGAGGUGCGUCCAAUCCUGACCAGGUCUUUCUCCCCAUCGCCAACUGGCUGCCAAAAGAGAACCCCAUUCUUGAGGAUGACAUUGGACCACUGGUUCAACAUACCUAUGAGCUUCGGAACAACGGCCCAAGCACCUUCAGCAAGGCCAUGCUGGAAAUAUCCUGGCCCUACAGGUUCCACAAUGGCUCCCUACUCUACAUCACCAAGUAUGAGGUGGAGGGACCCAUGAACUGCAGCACUGACAUGGAGAUAAACCCUCUGAAUGUCACGAAUCCCACGGCUGCAGGGACGAACGAGACAAUUCCAGAGAGUGGAGACCGGACUGAAGGCGGGAAGCGGAAUCACGUGCACCGCCGCGACCUGGAAGAAAAACGGAUGGACGGGGAGUCCCUGGAGAUACUGGACUGCACAAAAACUGAAUGCGUGAAGAUCAAGUGCCAGGUGGGCCGCCUGGAGAAGGGAAAGAGCGCUGUCCUGUUCAUCCGCUCCCGAUUGGGCGUGGCAACCUUCCUCACGGCAGAGGUCCAGAACCGGUCAUAUAGUGUGGAGUCCUCUGCUACCUUCAAUGUCAUAGAAAUGCCCUACAAAAAUCUGGUGUCGGAGCUCCCAUCAGACUCCACACGAGUCAACACGGCCGUGAUCUGGGCCCAGACUGGGACAGCACAACCAGUUCCAGGUUGGGUGAUCGCCCUGGCGGUUUUGGCCGGGCUCCUGCUCCUGGCUCUGCUCAUCUUUAUCAUGUACAAGCUGGGCUUCUUCAAGCGUGUGCGGCCGCCCCAGGAGGACUGCACGGAGAAGGAACAGCUGCAGCCGCAGGAGAACGGCAAUGCUGAGGCCUGAGGGCCCCAAACUCUGUAAAAUCCCUCUCUCCGAGGCAGUUACGACUCUGCCCUACGGGGGGGGCGGAGUGAAAGGGUGCAGAAAGUGUGUGAUACCGAGUGGUACUGACAAACAUAGCAGUUGGGAAUGGAGGCUGAGCACUGCUAUGUACUGCUAGGUUACUCCCAUUUGUUGCGCUGGUGAGGAGCUCAGGGCUUCUUCAAUGUGGACUACUUUAUGCAUUUUAGUGCACUGAUAUUUUUAUAGUUUAUGUCUGUCUUCAGUUCAUAAAUGCAAACUUGAGAGGCCAAGUGGUAAUGUUUUGUACAGUAAAACAAACCCUAUUCCAUCUUUACUAUGGUCUGUGUGAAACUUCAAACUAAUCUAAUCUGACUGCAGUAAUUUAGUAUUUUUGGAAAUGGCUACUGCCAAUGGGUGGGUUUCGGGGCUUUGUGUUUGCUGUGGGGUUUUUUUGUCUAAUGAUGUUGUACAUAAAAUGGGAAAAUGUUUGGGUAAAUUAAAUACAGUCUCAAUGAUUUCAAAUGCAAGGCAUGGUGUACAACGUGGUGCCAAUUAAUGGUUACAUUUCAAGCCAGUCAUCUAACAAAUUAUUAUUAUUAUUAUUAUUAUUAUUAUUAUUUUGAGAUAGUAUUAUCACCCUUUCCAAGGACACUCUAUUGAUCUUAUAUUGUACAGUAUCCAGAAUAUUUCUAGAGCACAAAUUUAAACUCCUGUGUUAUAUACUUAAACAUAAUAAUUGUAAAUAAGGCUUGUACGUUUUUGUGGAUAUAUUAAAAAGCCCAUGCCAGAUUCAUAUACCUAUAUACGUAUAACACAGCAGAAUUUUUUAGUAUCCUCUGUGGACUGUUUUCUUUUUGGGAGACAAAUAUGAGUUUGUGUAAACUUACUUAGAAUAUUUGCGGUGCCUACGUUGUGUCUUUUCCGUGCUUUUAAGUUACGUAUGUCUUACUCAAAUCUGUUGGAACUUAUUCACCGCAUUCCGCAUUCACAUGCAUUAAACAAUACACGACAAUAAAUAGCUGUCAUAUUUUCAUAGCUGGAAAAAAAAUGGUUUUACUGUAAAUUCGAGACAUUUCAGGAAAAGGAUGUCCCUUAUUUUAUCCAGCAAGAAAAAAAUAUAUAUACACUCAGUGAGCAAUUUAUUUGGUAGACCUGUACACCAGCUUAUUAAUAUAAAUAUUUAAUCAGCCAAUCAAGUGGCAGGUCUUGUUUUAUGCACACAAGCUCUACAGUUUACAGAGAAUGGUGCAAAAAACAAAAAGCAUCCAGUGAGCAUCUCUGAAUACACAACCCAUGAAACCACUUAAGUGGAUAGGCUACAGCAACAGACAACCAAUAUGUCAAAGAAAUCUCAAAUUCCUAAUAAAGUGCUCACUGAGUGUAUAUCAGAUUCAAGAUUAUUGUGCAUUAAAUUGUCUGAAUUAAUUGUGUAAUGUGCAAAUUAGUUUGUUUUCAUUUAUGAUUUGUUUUAAAAAUUUUAUUAGGCUUUUAGAUUUCUUUAAAGUAGCUUUGUUCCCUUGUAGUGUAAUGUGAAAUCACCUGGGUAUUAAUUUAAAGUAUGGAAUUCUGGAAAAUAAUUUAUAAGAACAAAGAAUAGCAUUAACAAUAAUUGUUUUAAAGUGGGGACAUUUUAAUUAAUCUUUGUUUUUUUAAUCAUAUGCAGAUUUAAUAUGUAAAAUUUUACGUUUAAAGUUUUGGACUUCAUUCAGUCAAAUAAACCAAAUAAAAUUAAUUGUGUUGGAUACAAUUAAAAACAAA